This is a messenger RNA of Kluyveromyces lactis, 531 nucleotides long. RefSeq lists its product as uncharacterized. The transcript has a single exon. The record is from RefSeq and is a predicted model, not a curated record. Lineage: Eukaryota; Fungi; Ascomycota; Saccharomycetes; Saccharomycetales; Saccharomycetaceae. The coding region runs from base 1 to 531 and encodes 176 amino acids.
AUGUCAUCAGGCUUCAAGAUGAAGAGGUCAAGGAGUCCUGACCCGAUAGGAAUCGAUAACUAUAAGAAACAACGGCUAAUAUAUGAUUUCGAAAACCUAUCGUUGGCUCCUAGGGGAACCGAUGGGAUAAAGAAACAUAAAAUUGAUUCAGGGUUGAACUCAUUCAAAGCAGUUGUAAAUAAAAGGAUGUGGGAUGUAGUUGAACGCGAAUUGAGUGGUUCAAACAAAAAUGAUAAGAUAUAUGAAAGAAUAUUCGAUCAUGUACGACAGUUUAACUCGCAGGUAAUAAAAUGGUAUGACUGGCGAUCUGUGGUAGCAAGCUUGUGGGUAAAAUGGUACCAACAGCAUAGUCCAAAAUUAGAUGAAGUAGAUAUGAAUGUUGAGACUGCAGCAGAUUCCAGAGUUGAUCUGGCACCGAAUCUCAUGCAUAGAAAUGAUGAGUUUGAUCACAAUGCGGACAUGGACAUUGACAUGGAUCUCGAUACAGAUCCGUACGCGGAUGCAGACAUGGACAUAGAGCUGGAUGAAUAG